UUCUGGCUGCAGUCUACGUGUUUCACUGUUACUCCAACAGGAAGGUAGAGGUCAUUGAGGACUUCCUGAAGAACAAGAUGAGGAACCCAUCCCUGGAUAAGUUUCUGAGUAGAGUCAUGGAGAAAUCCCUGCAGAGUCGAAUUGGACACCUGGACCUGCUUGUUCGCUUCCUUCAUGGUCUCUCUGUGGAGUCCAACCAGAGACUCUUAGGAGGUCUGCUGGGUCAGACAGAGAAGAAUCCAGGAACCAUCCAGAGAGCCAUCAACAACCUGAAGGAGAUCAACAGUGAAGGAGUCUCUCCUGACAGAAGCAUCAACAUUUAUCACUGUCUGAUGGAGAUGAAGGAUCUCUCAGUUCAUCAGGAGAUCCAAGAGUUCCUGAAGUCAAAGAACAAAUCAGAGAAGAAACUCUCAGAGAUCCACUGCUCAGCUCUGGCCUACACUCUGCAGAUGUCAGAGAAGGUUCUGGAUCAGCUGAACCUGAACCAGUACAACACAUCAGAUGAGGGUAAACGGAGACUGAUCCCAGCUGUGAGGAACUGCAGAAAGUUCAGGUGA
This is a messenger RNA of Oryzias melastigma (Indian medaka), 557 nucleotides long. RefSeq names its product NLR family CARD domain-containing protein 3. Lineage: Eukaryota; Metazoa; Chordata; Actinopteri; Beloniformes; Adrianichthyidae. The record is from RefSeq and is a predicted model, not a curated record.